AUGUCAAAAACGAAAUCUAAACGACAAGCAGAAGAAACGGAGAAUCGUUCGUCGUAUUUGUCCACCGAUGCACAAAAACAGUAUGGAAUUACCAUAAAUGAUUUGGAAAAACUAAUGCAAACGAGAGGACACGAAGGAAUGGAAGUAUUACAAAAUUUAUACGAAGGAAUACAUGGGAUUGGAAAAAAAUUAAACACAAAUCUAGUCACGGGUUUGAAUGAUGAUCCAAACGACUUAACAAACCGUAGACAAAUAUUUGGCCGUAAUGAAAUUCCUCCAAAGCCACCAAAAGCAUUUUUACGUUUAAUGUUCGAAGCCAUUCAAGAUGUGACAUUGAUUAUUUUGAUAAUAUGUGCUGUUAUUUCAUUUGGACUUUCCUUUUACCAUCCAGAUUCAGAUUUAUUUGAAGCAGAAUUAAGACCAAGCGAAGCAAAUGUUGAAUGGAUUGAAGGUGCAGCAAUUAUUGUUGCAGUAGUUGUUGUUGUACUAGCAACAUCGUUUAAUGAUUGGUCGAAAGAACGGCAAUUUAGAGGAUUACAACUAAAGAUUGAAUCAGAUCAAAAAUUUAAUGUACGAAGAAAUAAUGUUAUUCAACAAAUACCAGUUAAAGAUAUCGUCGUCGGUGAUAUCUGUCAGAUUAAAUACGGUGAUUUAUUGCCAGCUGACGGUAUCGUUGUACAAUCGAAUGAUCUGAAAGUUGAUGAGUCAUCAUUAACAGGAGAAUCUGAUUUAAUAAAAAAACAUGAAUCCAAAGAUCCAUUUUUAUUAUCUGGAACACAUAUAAUGGAAGGUAGUGGUAAAAUGUUAGUAUUAGCUGUUGGUGAACACAGUCAAACAGGCCUGAUAUUCAAAUUAUUGGGAGCAACAAGAGAUGAUGGAGGAGGAGAAAAGAAGAGUGAUACAAAUAAAGUGGGAACAGGUGAGAUUUAUUAUAUUAUUUGAAAAUGUUCAUACAUGCUAUUAUCGGAAAAACAUGUAUACAUCGUGAAAUCGAAGUAAAUCAGAGUAAAAUUUUUUGAAAGUAUGGGGGGGUAUUUCCCCCGGUCGCGCCGCCACUGCAUGAAUCUACAACCGGUCAAAAGUGAGUCUGUCCAGGAAAUCAAUAAUAAUACUAAGUAGAGAGUUAUGUAUAUAAGCUCAUAACAUGCUGAUGAUCGUUUAACCUCAUUUGGGUGCACACACGGUUCAAGAGAUAUCUCAUUUUUUUGAUUAAAACGAAAUAGCUUCGUAUUCAAAAGGAGUCAUUUUCUUCUAGCAUAAAAAUACAGCGCUAAAUACCCCAGCUAUCAAUGGUAUAUAUUCCAGAUGAUGAGGCUUACUGAAUACAAGAAUUACAACCAUUUUACGAUUAACAAU
This is a messenger RNA of Didymodactylos carnosus, 1356 nucleotides long. The record is from the annotation of a GenBank genome assembly. NCBI's taxonomy places the organism in Eukaryota, Metazoa, Rotifera, Eurotatoria, Philodinida, Philodinidae.